Molecule: messenger RNA, 2182 nt
Organism: Macadamia integrifolia
Lineage: Eukaryota; Viridiplantae; Streptophyta; Magnoliopsida; Proteales; Proteaceae
Product: cytochrome P450 71B34-like
Exons: 3
Coding region: 393-1901 (502 amino acids)
Molecular function (GO): monooxygenase activity; heme binding; oxidoreductase activity, acting on paired donors, with incorporation or reduction of molecular oxygen
Source: RefSeq, a predicted model, not a curated record
AGAAGCGGCAGCCAUCAAAGAAUGGCUUGGUUGCGGAGAUGAGAGUGACUGAAGGUCAGAUUCAGCUUGUCAUCCGAUUGCAUUUGAAAUGAAAAGAUUAUUCAACCGUGGAUAUCCAUUUGGGGGAUCCUUAAAACUGUUAGUAGAGGGAGAAUUCUAAUACGGAAAAAAACUGAAUUGGGUGAAGUAGAGUUGAUUCAAACAGAGGUUAUCAUUAUAUCUAAUUCCAAUUUUUUAAACCAAUGGUGUGGACCUCUACUGAACUUAGAACAGUGACUUCACGCUGGUCACAAUUUGCCCAUAGCCAAAACUGCUAAUAUAUAUAUAUAUAUAUAUAUAUAUAUAUAUCAAUCAUAAAACCAUUGAAGCAGAGCUUAGACAAUCAAUCUUUAAUGGCGUUGCUUCCAAUUCUUGCUCUGCUUCUCCUUCCUCUUCUAUCUUUCCUGCUUCUCAAAGGGAAGAGCAAAAAUGGGAAGCCUUUCAAGCUUCCUCCUUCCCCUCCUAGCCUUCCCAUCAUAGGCAACUUGCAUCAAAUUGGUGCCUUGCCUUACCGCACAUUAGCAGAGAUGUCCAAGAAAUAUGGGCAUGUCAUGCUUGUUCGUCUAGGCAUGGCUUCUGUGGUGGUUGUCUCAACACCAGAAAUGGCAAAAGAGGUCUUGAAGAACCAAGAUGCCAACAUGUGUAGCAGAGCUCCUCUGGCCGGCCCUAGAAAGAUCUCUUAUGAUUUCAAAGAUAUUGCUUUCACUCCCUAUGGAGAGUGGUGGAGAGAGAUUCGAAAGAUUUGUACUUUGGAGCUUCUUAGCCCCAAAGCAGUUCAAUCCUAUCUAUAUGUGAGGGAAGAAGAGAUUGCUCUUAUGAUUGAUUCCAUUACCAAAGCUUCUUCAGAUCCUGUUGACAUCUCUGAGAAGAUACUGUCCCUCACAGAUGCUAUGAUAUGCAGAAUUGCUUUUGGUAAGGUUUAUAAAGGAAGAGGCUUUGAUAAUGGUAAAUUCUCUGAAGCAGUUCGUGAUGCCAUGGCUUGCUUAAGUAAUUUUUCUGGAGAGGAUUUCUUCCCCUAUUUUGGGCGAAUCAUUGACAUAGUCACAGGACACUCUGCAAGGGUUGAUAGGGCUUUCCGUAAUUUGGAUAAUUUCUUUGAGAAAGCUAUUGAGGAUCACCUUGAUCUCAAUAGGAUGAAGCCCGAGCGCGAAGACAUCAUCGAUGUCUUGCUCCGAUUGAAGGAGGAACAAUCUAGUCGAAUUCACAUCACCAAGGAGCACAUCAAAGGAGUUCUCAAGGAUGUAUUUCUUGCUUCAGUAGACACAAGUGCUCUUAGCAUGGUGUGGGCAAUGACAGAUCUUGCAAGGCACCCUAGUGUGAUGAAGAAAGUCCAAGCUGAGAUCAGAAGUCAUGUGGGUAAGAAGGGGAAGGUCCAAGAAAGUGAUCUGGAAGAGCUUGAUUUCUUCAAGGCAGCACUGAAGGAGAGUUGGAGGUUGCAUCCACCUUCACCUAUGUUAAUUGCUAGAGAAACCAUGUGUGAUUGCAAGUUAGAUGGUUAUGACAUCCCAGACAAAACAAGAAUCCAUGUUAAUGUUUUUGCAGUCCACAAAGAUCCUAGAUACUGGAAGAACCCAGAUGAUUACAUGCCAGAAAGAUUUAUAGAGAACCCUCUUGAUGUGAGAGGACAAAGCUAUGAGUAUUUGCCCUUCUCAUCAGGAAGAAGGGUUUGUCCUGGAAUUAAUAUGGGAGUUGCAAUUGUGGAGCUCACAGUGGCAAAUCUUCUCUAUAGUUUUGAUUGGCAACUACCCAAAGGAAUGGCAACUGAAGACAUCAACAUGGAGGAGUCAUUUAAUCUUACUCUCAACAAGAAGACACCUCUCAUACUGGUUCCUACCCCCUACAACUGGCAGGAAGCCUUUUAAAUGUCUACUUUUUCUUUCUUUGUUUUCUUUACAAUAUGUGUUCAGUUAAAGUGAAUCUGCAUAUAAGGUGGCUUUGCUUGCAUUGCAAAUUCCAAAUGGCUUUAGUUCUUAUUGUGAGUGAUUUGAGAUCAGUAUUGUCUUUGGCUGGUGUCUGGUGUCUGGUGUCUGGUGUCUGGUGCCUGGUGUCUGGUCAUUGUUUUAGAUUCAUCCCUUUUUCAUAGAUUCUUAGCAUAUCAAAAUUAGUCUAAUCUGAACCAUAUGACUCAUCGUUAUUUGGUUGA